This is a messenger RNA of Lotus japonicus, 2232 nucleotides long. RefSeq lists its product as uncharacterized. Gene Ontology annotation, cellular component: RNA polymerase II, holoenzyme. The record is from RefSeq and is a predicted model, not a curated record. The coding region runs from base 423 to 1913 and encodes 496 amino acids. NCBI's taxonomy places the organism in Eukaryota, Viridiplantae, Streptophyta, Magnoliopsida, Fabales, Fabaceae. Gene Ontology annotation, biological process: mRNA 3'-end processing. The transcript is spliced from 7 exons. Gene Ontology annotation, molecular function: RNA polymerase II complex binding.
ACCGAUACUAGAUUCACCCCGCGCCGUUUAGACAAGUUCCCAUGUUUGCGCCAAAUACCCAACCCUUAACUUAAACCUCUGCAUGUAACGCAUCUUUCUUCUUCUUCUUCAAUUAGGGUUUUUUCAAAUCUGAAACACCUACAAUCCCUGUUUUCCAAUUUGCCCCAAGUGCCUUUGUGAAUUGUGAUUAUCACUGAUUUCAUGCUCUGCAUUCGCUUAAUUAUGCGGCAUUCGUUGAUUUUUCGAUAACACUUCAAUUUUCCCUCUUUGAUUUUUCUUUUCUUUUUGGCCAAUUGGCUAUUGGUACUGAUAUUGAUGCAGUUCCGUUCUAGGGUUUCUGUGUUCGUAGAUUGAGGCGUUUUUCGAUUAGUUAGAUUUACAGGGGAUAGGGUUUGUGGUGAGGUGAGGGUAAAGAGUUGAACAUGAAUGGCGUUUUCAGCGAUCAGAUACUUGCGGAUAAGCUUUCCAAGCUUAAUAACACCCAGCAGUGCAUUGAAACUUUAUCACAUUGGUGUAUAUUUCACCGGAGCAAAGCUGAACUGGUUGUUGCAACAUGGAAAAAACAAUUUGACAUAUCGGAGAUGGCUCAAAGAGUACCCCUUUUGUAUCUUGCAAAUGACAUCCUGCAGAACAGCAAGCGUAAAGGAAAUGAGUUUGUGAAUGAGUUCUGGAAGGUUCUUCCUGAAGCACUAAAAGAUGUUAUUGAAAAAAAUGAUGAUCAAGGAAAACGUGUGGUGUCUAGACUGUUUGAAGUAUGGGAGCAAAGAAAGGUGUUCGGAUCUCAGGCAAGGAACCUUAAAGAUCUAAUGCUUGGAGAAAAAGCACCUCCACCAUUGGAAAUCAGCAAAAAGCGAUCACGUUCUGUAAGAAUUGUGAAAAGGGAUUCUCGAUCCAUCAAAUUGAAAUUGUCCAUAGGAGGUACAGAAGAAAAAAUAGUGUCUGCAUUUCAUUUGGUGCUCAGUGAACAAUCCAUUGAAGAUGCAGAAAUGGGUAGAUGCAAGUCAGCUGUUCAACGUGUGAAGAAAAUUGAAAAAGAUGUUGAUAUUGCGUGCUCUAGUGCUAAGGAUCCUAAGCGAAAAACUUUGGCUAGGGAGCUAGAAGAGGAAGAGAAUCUUUUGAAACAAUGCAUAGAAAAACUUAAAUUAGCUGAAGCAAAUAGAGUAGCACUUGUAUCUCAGUUGAAAGUAGCGUUGCUUGAGCAGGAAUCUGAACUGGAGAAUGUUCGUACACAAAUGCAGGUUGCUCAAGCACAAGUAGAAGAGGCCAGCAACAUGCGGGAGCGACUUGAUAAUGAAGGUUCUUCACAGAAAGCUUCCACUGCAGCUCCUAAUGCAAAUGGAAAAUCAGAAGCAGCAACCAAAAAGUCAGCUGCAGCAAUUGCUGCGGAGGUUGCGGAUAAGCUUGCGGCUUCUUCAUCAUCUCAAAUGAUCAUGACUUCUGUUCUCUCAUCAUUUGCAGCAGAAGAGGCAAAAAGUGCUCGUCUAACGUCUGAUUCUAGAUCAACACAUGAGAAAUCAAUGCCUACUCCAGAUCCCCAUUUCUAUAUGUCUGCGCAACAGUUGGCAGCGGCACCAAACCAUUCAUAUCCUUCAGUUUUGGUAACCCAACCAAUCAUGCAAAAUCCAGCCCCUGCGUCCCAAGGUCAAUACCACAUGCUUUGCAAUCCAUCAUCACAGCAAUACAUGCAGUCAACAGGAGGGGGCAUCUCUCCAUAUGGUUAUGGCAGCAUCUCAUCAUUACCACCCCAACCUCAUGUAGUCGGGGCAAUGGCGCCGCCUUUGACACAUCAGACACAGCAAAUAAUACAGCAUCAACCAUUAUCAAUACCACAGCAAGCUCCAGCAGCUCCUAGUUUUCGACCACUUCAGCCACCAGGAAUGGUGUACUAUGCAACUCAUCAGCAUCCUAUAUGAGACCUGCACUAGGUAGAGUGUGUUCAAAGUGACCCUUACUGAAACAAGGGAAUUCUGGAGGUUUGAAAUUUUAUUUUAUGCCAAUGAUAUGCUGUGACCGGAGGUGAAAUUGCCAGAUUUUGCAAUAAUGUUUAAGGAAACUAGCCUGCCGCAGAAUCUAAAAAUGAAGUCUGUCCCUAAGUGAACAGGGAUCUCGAAUGGACAAGGCAUUGAUUUCAAAUGAAUUGGACAAAAACCUAUAGAAUAAAUUAGCAAGAACAAUGUAAACAAAGAUUUUGACUAACCUUUUAAAUUAAUAUCAUAUAUUUGACUUCUCAAA